AUGGUGUUUCAUCGGGUGCACACAAUAAAGCUGCGCUCUGGUAUUCUGUUUCCAUCCGCCGUUCAACCGUUUUACUGUCGUUGUUCAGUUCCUUUCCGUGGUGUGACAGAUGAGGUGACUGCACGAAUCUGCAAGGCUCGGGCCGCGUGCGCCAAUAUGAGACACAUAUGGCGUCAGAGUGAUGUAUCCCUAAAUCACAAGGGACGUGUGCAUCAAGCUACAAUGCAGGCUGCUUCACUGUAUGGCUGUGCGCCUUGGCCUAUUCGAGCAGCGGAACUGAGAAGUCUUCAGGUUUUCGACAAUCGUUGUCUCAGAACCAUAGCUCGUCCAAUCAGAAUGGAGGAUAGGCCUGCGCGACAUCCUGUAGCCGCAGACGAAGCGGGCAAUUCUGUUCCCGUGGAUGAUCAUUCGCGGAUGGCUGAGAAGGAACUCGCGGAAGAUGCCCAAUGGAAGCUUAUGCAACGCAAUACAUUCACAAGAUGGGCUAAUGAACAUCUCAAAAAGGCGAACAUGCACAUUGACAAUCUAGAAACAGAUCUUUGCGAUGGUCUACGGCUCGCCGCGUUGGUGGAAGUGUUAACGAAUCAUAAAUUUAAACAGCUUAAUAAGAAGCCUACAUUCCGGACUCAAAAGCUUGAGAAUGUUACUAAGGUUCUGAAGUUUCUCGAGGACAAUGAGAAGCUGCGGCUCGUGAGCAUAGAUAGCACCCACAUCGUUGAUUCGAACAUGAAACUUAUCUUGGGUCUAAUCUGGACUUUGAUAAUGCAUUAUUCGAUCUCCCUACCAAUGUGGGAUGGUGAUUCAGCGAUCCAGGAUGAUAAAGGACCGAAACAACGUCUACUGGGAUGGAUCAAACAGAAAAUGCCCGAGCCGCCUAUAAAAAAUUUCACCACAGACUGGAAUAGCGGAGUGGCCAUUGGUGCACUGGUGGAUUCGUGUGCACCUGGGUUGUGUCCAGAUUGGUGUAAAUGGGAUCCUCGGCACUGUUUGAAGAACGCAACAGAAGCAAUGACCAUGGCUGAGGAAUGGCUGAAUGUCCCCCAGCUUAUUCGGCCAGAAGAAAUGAUCAAUCCCCGCGUGGAUGAGAAGGCUAUGAUGACUUACAUAAGCCAGUUUCCGAGCGCACACCUAAAAGAAGGUGCACCGCUCCGGCCAAAACUUGAUCCCGGGCGUGUUCGCGCAUAUGGUGCUGGACUGGAGCACAAAGGAAACAGGAUAAACCAGCCUUGUCGUUUCAAUGUGGACACUGCUGAGGCUGGGAGUGGACAACUUGAAAUAAUUCUACUCAACCCUAAAGGUGUGAGAAUUCCAUGUGAAGUCGUCCCUGAUAAGAACGCAUCUUACAGUUGCACCUACCAGCCAACGAUGGAAGGAGAGCACCGAGUGAUUAUCAGGUAUGCCGGGCAGGAAAUUCGUGGUUCACCGUUCUCCGUUUCUGUGGAACCACCGAUUGGCGAUCCGCUGAAGGUCAUCAUCAGCGGUCCAGGAAUACAACCAACUGGCGGCAACAGCGUUGGACGCCGCAGUUACUUCACUGUCGAUACUAAACGCGCUGGCAUGGGUACUGUUGAGUGUUUCGUGGUGGACCCGCACGGACGUCGUGAUUCGGUUGAACCACGGAUAACGCAGCCCGAAGGUGAAGGUGUCUUCCUUGUUGAGUACACGCCAAGAGACGUUGGACGCCACCAAAUUUUUAUCAAUUUCGGCGGUCAAAAGCUACCUAAUUCCCCCUAUGUUGUUACUGUCGGUCCACCUGCUGCAGUCGCUGCUCUCUCAGCGAUCGUCACGAUGGUAGAACAAGUGCCAAAGUCAAGUUCAAAUGGAGAGAAAACGAAACAUGACAUCACCGUGGUCACACCACCAAUCAGUAGACUCCUGUCUGAUAGGUUACAUUCUCCGUUAGCACUGGUGUCGACAGACGUGUUGCAUGCUGAGCAACUCAAUGGUCCGAGUGAGCAAACGGAAAAACUCCAGCAUUCCUCCAAAGAUUUGACGAAAUCGAAUGGCACAGUUCAGUGCAAUGGUCAGCACACAGCUGUGGAGAAUGGUCACAAUGUAUCGCAAGACACAAAUCACAUGAACGUUUACUUGGCUGUGGAUCUGCAUGCGGUUUACCUUCGUGGUCAAGGUAUUCUACCGUGUUUCGAUAGGCUUCCUUGUUCGUCAAUGACAUCGUCGUCCUCUGAUUUUCUCCUCGUAGGUGCAGAGUCGCCAGUAGGCAAUGGAAUACACGACUCAUCAUCACUUUGUCACGGUGAAACGUUUUGCGCGACAGGCCAAAAUGUUGAAAAUGCAUCAAAUCCUGACCACGUCGCUUUGCCAGACUCAGAAUUCAUGGAAUCUGUUUGGCAGCUGCGCGAAGAUAAGCCCCGAGAAUUUAACCCGGAAUUCGCCUAUGCGACCGGAAGGGGUGUGAGACCACGUGGAAUCCGUGCACAGGACAAAGUAGAAUUUCAAAUACAUACUGAACGAUGUGGUAACCAAGCUUCACUUCUGGCCACCUUGAUUCGCCAAAAUGGAGAAACCGAGCAAGUUGCUGUGGAACAAUUAGACAAGGACACAUGGAACUGCAGUUACAUUCCUCGUCGUCCUGGAAAAUAUUGUCUGCGUGUGCUCUAUGGCGGAGUCGAUAUUCAAAAUAGUCCAUUUGAGAUCAUUGUGGGUCCACACAAAACUUCCGCCAUCAAGGCCACCGGUCCCGGUCUGGUCGCCGGUGUAGUCAAUCACCCGAUAAUUUUUUCAGUUUCUUGCCGCGAACAAAGUAGCAAGAUAGGAUUCUCCAUCGAAGGUCCAAGUGAGGCACGUAUGGAUUGUUUCAAUCACGGUGACGGAACAGCUCGUGUCACUUACUGGGUUACUCAACCGGGAGAGUACGCCGUGCAUAUUUUAUACGAAGACGAGGAUAUACCGGGCUCACCAUACAUGCCCAAUAUACUGCCUGAUUCGAGCGAUGUGUUUGCUGAUCGGGUCCGCGUAUAUGGCCCAGUGAUUGAAAUGGCGAAAACGAAAUUCGCACUUGGCAAACCAGUUGAAAUGUACAUAGAUGGUCUGAAAGAGGCGUUGUCCACUGUCGCGCAGAGAACAUUGGCAGAUCAGAAGUUGGAUUCUGUUCUACAUAUUGAAUGUCAUGACGCGCUCGGAACUUCUGUGCCAGUGCGUUAUGUGCGCCGAGCUGAUGGCUCAAUUGUCUACUCAUUUACUCCAACAACACCUGGAACAUACACCAUUUUCGCUACGGUCCUUAAUAUCCCACUUAAGGGAUCGCCGUACAGGGUAAAUAACUUUGGCCGACCUGUGCAAGUCGACCUAUCCAGGCAGGCUGACGGCGUAUAUCGAAUUGAGUACUGCCCUCCACCUAAUGUCUCUGAUAUUUACUUCACUCCAAUGUUGGGUUCCAUACCAGUUUCGAAAAGCCCCUUGCAUGUAAUGGUGCGGCCUGCGUUUGAUACAAGUUCAAUCAGAAUCAUUGGUUUGGAACAAACGGUACCCAUCAACACUGAGCAACAGUUUAACGUUUUGACCUGCCGGCCGGCAUCUUCUUAUGUGGUUUCACUGCUGUCCGUGGAAGAUCCACUGGUUUCAUUGCCGUGUAAGGUUACUGAAACAACUGACGGGCUACUUGUUACUUUCAAAGCACGAGAAAGCGGAGUUUUCCAGGCAUCCAUCUUUUCUGGCGGACAAACCAUAACCGAUCCAGUCACCUUCACUGUGAUUAAUUCCCAGCGCGUGCACGUGAGUAUUUUCGCAAACGACAAAAGUGACAUACCCGAAGGGACCAAUGGGUUUGAUCUUCGUCCUUCAGAGACUGAACUACCCACCACCGUAGGCGUUGUUAGCAAAGAAAUUAUGAAACCCCGUUUUAUAAGUUUCGACUCUAGAUAUAUGAAGGCGUUUUGUCUUACUGAGAGUGAUGUUCCUCCUUCUGAGAAAAAUUUUGUAGCGGAAGUCUCAUGGGACUGCUCUUUGUUGAAAAAAGCAAACUUUAAUGAUUGUCUUCGUCCGGCUGAGGAGACAAGUGCCAGCAUAUGUAAUACCCACACCUCCCCGGACCAGUGUACUAAAUCGAAUGAGCCACCUUCUAAUGCUUCUGGUGAAUCAUCAUUGGACGGCUUCGCAGUUAUGGCAUCGCUAACGAAACCAGGUAAAGAUGAUCCCCCGGUCCGAAAACUGUUUAACGUUAGAAUAACAGGGAGAAGUGAAACAGACUGUCAAGAUGAAUCCUUAUUUUCGGAGAACGUGGACAUACACCAAAUAAUGACCUACACAGUCCUCACGGACCCCGUGAUGCAGCAGCUGGAACAUCAGUCUUCAACUACUCAACUGAUAGACGGAUCAGCAUUAGCGAAAGGCGAAUCCGACGACACAACAGGGAGUGACGGGAGUAGUUCCAACUUUGGCCGUUAUCCACCACGCCCAUUCAUUACAGACAUUGAGAAGUCCUGUUUCACUUUAGCUUAUCGGGCUUUCCAUUCUUCACUCAAUCACCAGACCGUCCUGGUUGCAAAGAGCAGCUGGCCACAGUGUCUUCCAGACCACCCAGCUUCUACUGUGACGGCAGCUGGCUCUGGUCUUGAAAGAGCUGUAGCCACUCAAAUCUCCGUAUUCACCAUCGAUAGCCGUAGCGCCCCACCAGCCCCUCUUGGUGUGACGGUGACUGGUCCCAGCGAGGCGAAAAUCAUCUGUAUCGACAAUGGAGAUGGAACAUGCGAUGUCUCAUACAAUCCUCCUUUGCCCGGGCGCUACACAAUCAGUGUAAUCUAUAAUGGAGAAGCCCACAUUUCAGGAAGCCCGUUUUUUGUUCAGGCAUACCCAGUUGGUAAAAUCGACCUGAGCACAGAUGAAAUCCGCACACACGGUGUUGGGGUUGAAGCAGACGGGGUCUACAAAGCUUCUUAUGUGAAAUUCACUGUGGACGCUUCAGAAAUCGAUAAGGUUGGUGAAGGUGUGAUUUCGGCAAUUUUAACCGCACCGGACGGCGAGCGAUUAGCUUGUCAAACGACGAACAACAACGACGGAACAUACACUUGUAGCUACACCCCUCUGGAGGAAGGCGCCCACCAAAUUGACGUUAGUUACGAAGGUGUUCAGGUACCAGGAAGCCCGUUUAAUAUUCGCGUUAUUCCUGGAUGUGACCCAAACAGGGUAAAAGUUUACGGUAAAGGUUUGGAGAACGGACCACAUCUGUGUCCCGGAGAAUCCGCCGAAUUCACCGUCGACCUUACGGGUGCCGGUCAGGGUGGCUUGGGUUUGGCCGUUGAGGGUCCUAGCGAAGCUCCCAUCAGGUGUCGUGACAAUCGGGAUGGAACGUGCACGGUCUUUUAUACACCCAAGGAACCAGGACAAUAUUCGAUUUUUGUGAGAUUCAACGAUACGAACGUUCCAAAUAGUCCAUUUUACGUGGAUGUGAAGACCAAAGUUGACCCAAGCCAAGUUCAGUGCUACGGCCCUGGUCUGGAGUCCGGACUAUUACGAGCCGGUUGGCCGGCCUAUUUCACAGUGGACACAAAGAAAGCUGGCGAUGCCAAAUUGCAAGUUCGGUACACACCUAAACCUGGAGGAGAAACGCGACCAGCGCAUAUCCAGCCCUUAGGUGCCGCUGCUGGGAAAGACAUUUCCCAACCUCAGCACUAUCAUAAGAUCACCUACACCCCCGAAGCAGAAGGAUUGUGUCAUAUCGAGGUUCUGUACGACGGGGAACAUGUUCCUGGAUCUCCUUUCUUGGUUCAGAUUCGGAAAUCUUGUGAACCGGAGCGCGUACGUGUCCUUGGACCUGGAGUAGAUGGUCCUGUGCUGGCCAGCCUGCCUGUCACCUUCACAGUUGAUGCUCGAGAUGCUGGCAUGGGUGAUCUGACUCUCGGACUGACUGAUCCAAGGGGACAGUCUGUACCUGUUCGUGUCGUUCCUCUGCCUGUGGAUAACGAGUCCAUCGUGACGAAUGGUGCGGUCCCUUCUGUGACCAGUUUAGCCUCCGGUGAUGUCAGUGACACCGGGCUGUUGUCUUGUACUUACGAACCAUACUUAGUCGGUCCGCACAACAUUCAUGUCAUGUUUGCCGGAGUGGAGGUGGAUAACAGCCCUUUCGUUAUCCAGAGCGUUCCAACUGGCCGAGCGGAUCUGUGUUCAAUAGAAGAUCCGAUUAGUGAAAUCGUCCCUAUCGAAACGGAGAACGUGAUUAGAGUCAACAUUGCUCAAGGUGGCACUGGUCGCCUUACUUGCCAGGUGGUUCAACCUGCCACGAAACCGGGCGUUUCAGCUACUUUGCUACCUGUGGAGUCUGAGGAGAACAGUGAUGGUAUCGUUAGCGUGUAUUACACUCCGAAACAGUUGGGUGAACUAUGCGUGGAACUGCGGUUCGGUGGUCAGCUGAUUCCCGGUGGCGAAUUCACGCAAAAGGUUGUCACCCGCGAGGAGGCUGCCAAACCCGCAAAAGCUACCUCACAAUUUCGUUCAGUGGAAUUCAGACUACCAGCCCCCCGGGGUGACGCGGAUGUGGAAUGCAUGGUUGUUCGACCGUCUGGGACGCACCAACAUGUUACACCAACCAUUAACCCGGACGAUACAAUAACGAUAAUGUAUGAUCCUGUUGAACAGGGCAUGCAUGAGCUUCAUGUGAAUGGCAUCACUCGUGCGAAGCCGGGCGACAUCAGGAGUAGCACUGUGGCUAUGCCAUUGCAAGGCAGCCCGUAUCGUUUUUUCGUGGAUUUCGUGACUACCGGUCACGUCACUGCCUACGGACCUGGUUUGAGUCACGGAGUAACCAACCAACCAGCAGAGUUUACAAUCAAUACAAAGGAUGCUGGAGGAGUUCGUAUAUCUUCCAAAAUAGGUGGUCUAUCGCUAUCCGUUGAAGGACCUUCGAAAGCCGAAAUCAAAUGUGACGAACAUGAUGACGGAACGUGCACUGUUAGAUAUUAUCCAUCAGCUCCCGGUGACUACCAGGUUGCCAUCAAAUUCAAGGAUCAGCAUAUUUCAGGAUCACCGUUCCCGGCAAAGAUAAUUGGUGACACCUACACUCGUGCGCAGCUGAAUUUGGGCGCCACCAGCGAUAUAGCGUUGGAAGCAUUUGGCGACGAUAUCUCAACGCUAACUGCCAACGUACAGUCUGUUUCGGGUCGUGAGGAGCCCUGUGUACUCAAAAGACUGCCGAACAACCGACUCGGGAUAUCAUUUACACCGAGGGAAAUUGGUGAGCAUUUGAUCAGCGUAUAUCAGGCAGGAGAGCACAUAACGAACAGUCCAUUCCGUAUUCGAAUAUCAGAGAAAGAAAUCGGUGACCCGAGGCGUGUGCGUGUCACUGGUCCUGGGCUGAUAUCUGGCGUAGCAAAUCAACCUAACCAUUUCACUGUUGACACCAGGGACGCGGGUUACGCAGGUUUGAGCCUUUCUAUUGAAGGGCCAAGCAAAGCGGAGAUAGACUGUCAAGACAAUCAUGACGGCACCUGCUCAGUCAUGUACCUGCCAACUGAACCGGGCAUGUAUAUUAUCAACGUGAAAUAUGCCGACGUGCAUGUCCCCAACAGUCCUUUCACUGUGGAUGUUGGUGGGAAAUCUCUGUCUCGCGUAACAGAGCGUAUAACCAGACGUCGCGAAGCCUCAACUGUGACUACCGUUGGAAGCCGUUGCGAACUUAGUUUGCGAGUUGCUGACACAACUUUACGGGACAUGACUGCAUCGGUCACCGCUCCUUCAGGAGACACCUAUCCAUGUGAGAUAGUUCAGGUGGACGCCGAUCAUUACAACAUCAAAUUCGUUCCACAGGAAAUGGGAGAACAUUUGGUCAGCGUGAAACAUAGAGGAAUCAAUAUUGCCGGUAGCCCUUUCCAAUUUACUGUUGGACCUAUUACUGAUGGUGUGGCUCAUAAAGUGCGCGCAACUGGUCCUAAUCUACAACGAGGCUUCACAAAUGCCAUUAAUGAAUUCACAAUCUACACGCGGGAGGCGGGUGCCGGAACGUUAGCUAUCGCAAUAGAAGGACCAAGCAGAGCAGGCAUUGACUGUGUGGAACGCGCAGACGGGUCUUCUGUCGUCUCGUACCAAGUCUCACUACCUGGAACAUACCACUGCUCAAUCAAAUUCAACGAUGUGCAUAUUCCAUACUCUCCGUUCGCCAUUCAGAUAGCUGACUCUGGCCGCACUGGACGUGUAGCGUCUUAUGCGGUUCCUUCGCAGGUUUCAGGUCUUCAAGAGACUGCACCGGUCGGAUCGGAAGAAUUUCCCUCCCAGAUCGGUCGACCAGUUGCGUUCACCGUACACCACCAGUUAGUUGGUGGACAGGUUUUACGUGCUCGGGUCCAAGCUCCAUCCGGACUCAUUGAGGAAGCUGGUAUACAGCAGGUUGAUCGAGAUCAGUUCGUGGUUCGCUUCGUGCCCAUGGAGAGUGGUCCUCACUUUGUCUAUGUGCAUAUCGUCCCGGUUGAAAUGAAUGACAUGAAUGUCGAAUUGGGACCGGGAUCACCUUAUCCACCGUUGGAGGGUUCACCUUUCAGACUCGUUAUUAGCCACCAACCGGCUGAUCCUUCCAUGGUGCACGCGAAUGGUGAAGGACUACGUCGCGGUAGAGUCGGAGAGAAGAACACAUUCUUUGUGCAUACUGCAAACGCCGGAAGUGGUGUUUUAAACGUCACCGUCGAUGGCCCAAGCAAGGUCACUCUAACUACGCAAGAACAAGAUGAGGGUUACUCGUUUUCUUACGUGCCAACAGCUCCAGGUUCCUAUGAAAUCAGCAUCAAGUAUGGAGGCAACCACCAUAUUAACGGCUCUCCCUUCAAGGCUGAGAUCACUGGUUCUAUUAGGAGUCCAACUGUGCUGAAUAGUCGUGUGGCUGACCGGACGUCGAACGUCGUCCUUGAAACCAUAGAGAAAAGUAUAGUAGACUACCAGGCGUCACGUGUGUCCCAAAACCUGAGAGACAAUCAAGCCGACCGUGUUCGCUGUGAAGGCAUGGGACUGAAACGAGCCGACAUUCAGGGUGUCAACUACUUCACUGUGGAUGCUAGCGAUGCAGGCACUGAAAUUCUGCUAGUGGGUAUUUGCGGCCCAACUCGUCCGUUUGAAGAAGUCAAAGUCAACCACCUUGGCAAUAAUCGCUAUUCCGUAUCUUACCGUGUGAAUGAGAAAGGUCGACAUUGGUUGCUUGUCAAAUGGGGUGACCAUCACGUUCCCGGCAGUCCUUUUACAGUAGAUGUGCCUUAGGCGCAUUCGAAGUUUACCUCCUCUUCAGUUACUCCUCUAUUACUUGAUGAAACCAGGUCGCACAAUGUGCGCCGAUCAUUCAUUUCGCAGUCCAACACCCCCGAACCGUUACUGGCGUUUACUGACAGAGCCGUUUCGUUUACCGAUUUUCGUUCCUUCCUCUGCAGCUCCAACGCUGCAUUUCAUCAGUGCCUUUUCAGGUGUACAACAGUGCCCCGCCAAUUCGAUCUACUGCUUUAAAUUAUCUUGUUUGUACGUGCAACUUUUCCAUUUCUCCAACUUAUUUACUGGAGACUUGCUCAUUACAGCAUCGCCUGAUUUUCUCCGUUGAGUCGUUUUUUGAAUAUCCAACUACCUUUUUCUCCGCAGACCCGUUGCCGCAAUGCCUUCUUGCAGCCUGUGCUUUCUGAGUAGGAAGCCCGCCUUCAGUUUUUUUGGCCACUGUAUUCUAGAAUGCAAUUCAAUUUUCUCAGUGCUUUCUACUUUCGCGCCACUACUGGUAACGAUUCCUAGUAGACAGAAAAUCGGCUCUUUUCUAGUGUAUCAAAGUUUGCCUCCUAAUGGUUAAUCCUUGCGUCUGUCAGACACACGUUAUCAUUUAUUCUAAAGGAUUCCUUUAUCAUGUUGUAUGAAAUACAAGCCGCACUAUUUAA
Molecule: messenger RNA, 9845 nt
Organism: Opisthorchis viverrini
Lineage: Eukaryota; Metazoa; Platyhelminthes; Trematoda; Opisthorchiida; Opisthorchiidae
Exons: 38
Coding region: 1-9192 (3063 amino acids)
Biological process (GO): actin cytoskeleton organization
Molecular function (GO): actin filament binding
Source: RefSeq, a predicted model, not a curated record